This is a messenger RNA of Catharus ustulatus (Swainson's thrush), 1064 nucleotides long. Its product is annotated as granzyme M-like. Gene Ontology annotation, molecular function: serine-type endopeptidase activity. The transcript has 4 exons. Bases 153 to 1061 code for a protein of 302 amino acids. Gene Ontology annotation, biological process: proteolysis. Lineage: Eukaryota; Metazoa; Chordata; Aves; Passeriformes; Turdidae. The record is from RefSeq and is a predicted model, not a curated record.
CGUUUCCCACCCCCGCCGGUGUCACCUUGUGGGUGCUGCUUCCUCUUCCUGCCCCCCUGAGCGGGACCCCGCUGCUGUCCUGCUCUGCUGCCACACGCGACCUGGGGCUCCUCCAGCUCGGCAGCAGCCCCGGGACAGGCGGAGCGGGCGGGAUGGGAGCGAGAGGCUGCCUGGGGCCGCUGCUGCUGCUGCUGCUGCCGUCCCUCCCUUGGGCUGAGCACCUGGACGGUGCGUCCGGCGUGGCCAGCGCGGGCUCGGACUCACUGCCCGGGCCGGUGCCAGGUGCUGGUGGGGACGAGCCCUUGCUCCAGCCGUCGAUCAUCGGAGGACACGAUGCCAAAUCCCACUCCCGGCCCUACAUGGUGUCCCUCCAGUUCUGGAAGUCUCGCUCUCGCUCCUGGAAUCACUCCUGCGGGGCAGCGCUGGUGCACCGGCGCUGGGCGCUGACGGCCGCGCACUGCAUAGAUGACAGGCAGUGGCGCAAAGGGUUGCUGGUGGCGGGACUGCACAACUGGCGGGAUCGCGGUUCGGGCACGCAGAGAUUCUCCAUCCAAGCUGCCUGUCCCCACCCGGGCUACGAUCGAAAGACGAUGGAGAACGACCUGCUCCUGCUGCAGCUGAACGCGACGGUGACACCGAGCAGGACACGGCGGCUGAUCCCGCUGGCGAGGAAGGAGCCGGCUGCGGGGGCGCGGUGCAGCCUGGCGGGCUGGGGGUCCCGCGGGGACGGGGAGCUGUCACCCACCCUGCAGGAGAUGGAGGUGACGGUGAUGGACGUGCGGAUGUGCAACAACAGCCGCUUCUGGAAGGGCGGAAUCGGCCCGGCCAUGAUCUGCUUCCAGGGGCUGCAGUGCGGCUCCGCGCCCGCCAAGGGUGACUCGGGGAGCCCCUUGGUGUGCGGGAAGCGGCCGGCGGUGGCAGGAGUGAUGUCCUUUAGUAGCAAGAACCCCACUGACCCUUUCAAGCCGCCCGUGGCCACCUCGACCGUGAAGUGCAAGAAAUGGAUCCAGAAAACGCUGCGGAAGGGCUGUGGGUCCGCCCAGCCCAAACACACGGCAUAGACC